AUGUCGAGAUCCUUUACCGGCUGCACAAGAUGUAAAGCGCGACGUCAGAAAUGUGACGAGCAGAGACCAACAUGUGGGCGUUGUCAACUUGCAGGGGUCCAGUGCAAGUAUGCCAUGUUGCUUCAGUGGGGUGGACGUGCGUUUUCUAGAUCCCGGUUUGGAGCCUGUGUGGACACUGGAAACAUGCAAAGACUGGAAUACUCCCCGGGAGAAUUUAUAUACACCACCAAGUCGGCGCAGGCGCAGGCGCAAGCGCAGGGUCAGGCCCAAGCCCAAGCCCAAGCACAGACAUCGGCGCAAAUGCAGGUCCAGUCUAAAUUGGAAUUGAGCCUGACUAGCCCUGUUGAUCCCUUCUCCUCCAUUGCGCCGGAUCAGAGAGCGUUGUUACAUCACUUCAUCAAUGAUGCGUCACAGAUCACUGCCAGUCAUUCGGGGAUGCAGCAAGAGAUCUGCCGAAUGAUUAUACCGAUGGCUCUCCAGACUCCAUCUCUGCUGUACGCCACGACCGCUCUCUCUGCCAUCCACAUUCAGGCUCUACACAACCAACCGGAGAGCGUCAAGUCGGCUCCAGACAUUGCACGCCUGAUGGCACUUAGUCUGGAACACUUUCGCAAAGAAUUACAACAUCCCUCAUCCCAGAAUUCGGAAGCUCUGGUUGCCACGGCGCGAACGCUCUGUUUAGCCGAAAUUCAUUCUGGUGCUAUUCACCCACGAUCAUGGCGAGCUCACAUCGAAGGUGCAAGAGCAUUGAUGAAUACCCUCGAUAUGGCAGGCGAGGAUUCCCUUCAGACUAAGAGUGGCUUCCGGCGAUACCUCGACCGCUGGUAUUGGUCCAUUGUGUCGCUCACAGCAUUGACGGGCAAUGGUCCACCCGUUGACAACUCACUGGCGGCUUCGUCCUCCGAUACGGCGGGAGAAAGAGUCUCUCCAGACUACUUGGAUGACUAUUGGGGUUUCACAGUCGACCUGGCAGCCGUUUUCCGGCAGAUCGGAGCGGCUGCGUGGAGAGUCGAACAGGCCGCGAAAGAGCACCAGAGCCCGGGAUUUGUCACCGAGAUGGACGAGAACACCGAAGAUGAAGCUGCCGCGCUCGAAGCAUCAAUACAAGAGCUCAUGCGACGAGGAGCGACAUCUGAACCAUCAUUCUACCCUGGACGGGCGGAGCGGCUCUCUGCAGAUAGUGUGCAGCAUCUUGCCCUCUGCAACGAGGCAUUUCAGCAUAGUGCUUUGAUUCAGAUCCACCGGCGAUUGCGAAAGACUCCGACAACCUCGGCUCUUGUCCAGCAGUCCGUCCGGCGAAUUUUAGAAUGUACGGCACAGAUCGGACCGUCAGCUGGUCUAAGCCCCUGGGUCAUGCUGACGACUCCACUCUUCAUCGCAGGCUGUGAGGCUCGUGGUGAGGAUCGCGAUACGGUCCGACAAUUGCUUUCGUCCUUGUACGAUACUAUUCGAGUUCCCAAUGUGUUGCAGUCCUUGAAGUUUCUGGAGCAGUAUUGGACCCACCAGCUCAGUGAAGACGAGAACUGGAAUCAUUUUUUAGACCGCAUGCAAAUUGACUUCAUACCCUACUGA
This is a messenger RNA of Penicillium oxalicum, 1572 nucleotides long. Its product is annotated as Zn(II)2Cys6 transcription factor. Bases 1 to 1572 code for a protein of 523 amino acids. NCBI's taxonomy places the organism in Eukaryota, Fungi, Ascomycota, Eurotiomycetes, Eurotiales, Aspergillaceae. The transcript is spliced from 3 exons. Gene Ontology annotation, molecular function: zinc ion binding; transcription cis-regulatory region binding; DNA-binding transcription factor activity, RNA polymerase II-specific. Gene Ontology annotation, biological process: positive regulation of transcription by RNA polymerase II. Gene Ontology annotation, cellular component: nucleus. The record is from RefSeq and is a predicted model, not a curated record.